AUGGGGAAAGGAACUGAUAAACUCUAUAUUACCCAUUCGGAGUGGGCUUCUGAGGAUGCAUUUUCCGCUAACGUUGGCGCUGGCGCUGCGCGGCGGAAGACUGGAGGCCCUCACGCAUCCUUUAAACGACUACCUUUCAAUUUUUGCUCCUUAUCUCUCCAGCCCUUUUCCCACCCCGUAUGCACAUCCGAUGGCAUAAUAUUUGACCUCACACACAUCCUACCCUGGAUUAAAAAGAACGGUACCAAUCCUGUUACCGGCGCCCCUACGAAGAACUCGGACCUUAUCAAGUUACACUUUGCAAAGAAUGAUUCGGGAGAAUAUGUUGACCCCGUUACGUACAAAGUAUUCACGGAUAACACACAUAUAGUUGCGCUCGGAAAUACGGGCAAUGUAUUUGCAUGGGAUACAGUACAAAGGCUUAACGUUAAGCCUAAACUAUGGCGAGACCUGGUUUCCGACGAAGAAUUCAGCAGGAAGGAUAUUAUCACAUUGCAGGACCCGCAUAAUGUGAAUUCCCGGGAUCUGAAUAAUUUCAAAUACCUGAAGGAUGGAGAGAGUAAUGUUGCAAGUAGGAAGGAUGACCAAAGUAUCAAUCUUAAUGCAAUGGGCAGCUCUGCAAAGAUCCUACGAGCAAAGGAAGCUGUUGCUAAAGCGAGGGCUGAAAGAGAGCAGAAGGCAGCAUCUGCUACUGCGUUAAACCAGAGGCAAAAAGAAACCUCGUCGGUCAAGAAGAACCAGACUUCUAGUCAAAGCGGCAAACCGGUACCGUUCAAUGCUGCAAGGCAUACCACCGGCUUAGCUGCUGCUUCCUUCACUAGCACCGGUUUAACCCCACACACUGCUGCGGAUCUUUCGAUACUGACAGAUGAGCAAUAUAUGCUGAAACGCGGCCGAGUUAAGUUCAAUGGAUAUGCCCGGAUAGUUACCAACAUGGGCGACCUGAAUAUUGAACUACAUACAGAACAUGCGCCAAAAGCCGUGUGGAAUUUCAUCCAACUAGCUAAGAAGGGCUAUUAUAAGGAUGUUACUUUUCACCGCAAUAUUAAAGGGUUUAUGAUCCAGGGUGGCGAUCCAACUGGAACUGGUAGGGGAGGUGAAAGUAUCUGGGGCAAAAAUUUCGCGGAUGAGGUUAUUGGGCCACUCAAGCAUGAUGCCAGAGGGACGCUAAGUAUGGCCAAUAAAGGGAAAGACACCAAUAGCAGCCAAUUCUUUUUUGCAUAUCGGGCGGUUCCUCAUUUGAACGGCAAACACACAGUGUUCGGCCAUUUAAUCGAUGACCCUUCUCCGUCUUCUCCAACUUUGGAUGCAAUGGAAGUGGCUCCCGUGGACUCCAACACUAAUCGGCCUACUCCUCCUAUCAUAAUUCUUGAUGUGGUAGUUUUUGUGGACCCGUUUGAAGAAUUCCUGAAUAAAAAACGAGAGGAAGAGAAUGCACAACAGCAAGCCCUUUCUGGAGCAAGUGGUGCUACCAAUAAAGGGGACGAUGACCAAGUUACAUGGACUGGAAAGAGACUACGUGGUAAUGAUUCUAACAAGGGCAGCGGUGCUCCUGGAAGUACAUCGGGAGUUGGCAAAUAUUUGAAGUCUGCGACUGCUGCAUCUGAGGGGAAUGAGGAUGAAAUUGUUGGAUUUGUCGAUGAUGAGCCUGAACUAGAACAUACACGGAAGAAGGCUAAGAAUGCAGGGCGCGGAGGCUUUGGCAACUUUGACACUUGGUGA
Molecule: messenger RNA, 1722 nt
Organism: Microsporum canis CBS 113480
Lineage: Eukaryota; Fungi; Ascomycota; Eurotiomycetes; Onygenales; Arthrodermataceae
Product: peptidyl-prolyl cis-trans isomerase cyp8
Exons: 4
Coding region: 1-1722 (573 amino acids)
Biological process (GO): protein folding; protein polyubiquitination; protein peptidyl-prolyl isomerization
Cellular component (GO): catalytic step 2 spliceosome
Molecular function (GO): peptidyl-prolyl cis-trans isomerase activity; ubiquitin-ubiquitin ligase activity
Source: RefSeq, a predicted model, not a curated record